Molecule: messenger RNA, 664 nt
Organism: Charadrius vociferus (killdeer)
Lineage: Eukaryota; Metazoa; Chordata; Aves; Charadriiformes; Charadriidae
Product: gap junction gamma-1 protein-like
Exons: 1
Biological process (GO): cell communication
Cellular component (GO): connexin complex
Source: RefSeq, a predicted model, not a curated record
AGCCACCUGCCUGGCCAGGAUGAGCUGGAGUUUCCUGACGCGGCUCCUGGAGGAGAUCAACAACCACUCAACCUUCGUGGGCAAGAUCUGGCUGACCGUCCUCAUCGUCUUCCGCAUCGUGCUGACAGCCGUGGGGGGUGAGUCCAUCUACUACGACGAGCAGAGCAAGUUCGUCUGCAACACGCAGCAGCCCGGCUGUGAGAACGUCUGCUACGACGCCUUCGCCCCGCUCUCCCACGUCCGCUUCUGGAUCUUCCAGAUCAUCAUGGUGGCAACGCCGUCGGUCCUCUACCUGGGCUUCGCCAUGCACCGCAUUGCCCGCAUGCCCGAGUCUUCACGGCGCCGGGCACCAGCAGCCCGGCGGGCACGCAUGCCGGUGGUGCGCCGGGGAGCCGGGCGGGACUACGAGGAGGCGGAGGACGAUAAUGAAGAGGACCCCAUGAUCUUUGAGGAGAUCGAGGUGGAGAAGGAGAAGAGCCCGGAGGGUGGAGAGAAGCACGCCGGCCGGCGCCGCAUCAAGCAGGAUGGGCUGAUGCGCGCCUACGUCCUGCACUUGCUGUGCCGCUCGCUGCUGGAAACGGCUUUUCUCUUCGGGCAGUACCUGCUGUACCGCUUCGAGGUGAGCCCCUCCUACGUCUGCAGCCGCAGCCCCCGCCCCCCCACC